Molecule: messenger RNA, 1009 nt
Organism: Belonocnema kinseyi
Lineage: Eukaryota; Metazoa; Arthropoda; Insecta; Hymenoptera; Cynipidae
Product: histidine-rich glycoprotein-like
Exons: 2
Coding region: 150-719 (189 amino acids)
Source: RefSeq, a predicted model, not a curated record
CAUACAAAGUAAAGUGUAAACCACGCCCAGUGAAUGCCAACUGUGUCUCAUCGCUUCGUUAAUAACUUCAGUGUAAUUCUAAACAAUACAAAAGGUUGUACCAUUUACAGUUCUUUGUGAUUUUGUUUAAUCCUGUGGAAGAAAUCUUCAUGAGAAUGAAGGGACAUCGUGGACAUUUAGGACGCCAUGGACAUCAUGGACAUCAUGGACACCAUGGUCCGCACCAUGGACCACACCAUAGACCACACCAUGGAUCACAUCAGUUACCUUAUGAUGGGCAUCAUGGACCCCACCAUAAAAACCAUGUUAAGCUCAAUCCACAUCACUUCAAGCCGAAACAUGAAAUGCUAAAGCGCCUGCACAAGCGUGAUCAUCAACAUCAUGCAUGGAAAAUACAUUGUGGUCGCUCGGCUUCUCCGAUAGCGCAUCAGGUGAAUGUACGUAAUCCAGGAAUGAUGAAGCACUUUGCGCAUCACUGCAAAAGUGUCUUUUGUCAUUUCCGCAAACGCUCGUGUGAGAAUGAGAUUGCGCAUUCGCGACCGGUUAAUCAUCAUCAUCAUAGACAUAAACAUGGAUGUCGCCGGGCGGGAGACAUAGGUAUGGCCCGAGCCAUCAUUGUUGUUAAUGAAGGUCUUGAGCAUCCUCACAAUCGCCGCUGUUCAAGCCUUCCCCCCACUGUUCCUCUGAAUAACACUGAUCGUGAUUGUCAGCAACUCUAGACUUAGGGACACUACGAUACGGAACAAGUGGUCAUCGAGAAAUUACGAAGAAUUUAGUGUAGAGUAUUUUGCAGAAAUCAACUUAGGACCACAUUGACUAACCAAUUAGCGUGGAAAGGAUUAUAUCAUUUAUCCAAUAUCACAUCUCAUAAAAAAAUAAAUGAAAAAGUAUAAGUCGCACUUAAAUGAACAGUUUUUUGUAUUUAUAUCCUGGGUUUAAACAAGAGUGUUCGCAUGAUAUAAUUAUAAGUGAUUAAAUAUGCCAUAGCGACUAAAAAUAACAAAAAAAA